This is a messenger RNA of Pygocentrus nattereri (red-bellied piranha), 2696 nucleotides long. Its product is annotated as ribonucleoside-diphosphate reductase subunit M2. Bases 1146 to 2306 code for a protein of 386 amino acids. Gene Ontology annotation, cellular component: cytosol. The record is from RefSeq and is a predicted model, not a curated record. Gene Ontology annotation, biological process: deoxyribonucleotide biosynthetic process. NCBI's taxonomy places the organism in Eukaryota, Metazoa, Chordata, Actinopteri, Characiformes, Serrasalmidae. The transcript has 10 exons. Gene Ontology annotation, molecular function: ribonucleoside-diphosphate reductase activity, thioredoxin disulfide as acceptor.
AAAAAUUCAUUUUUGUCAACAGUGUCGGAAGAGCAGAAUCAUAUUUCAGGUUUUAUGAAUGACACUAAUAGGUUAACUAGCUUGUCUGGCUGCUCCCGUAUGCGACUUGUGCGGUUAGCUUUAGCAGUCGCGCCAAAUUUGAUCAUUAAUAAGACACAAUUCAUGCAAAUACUUAGUAUAAACUAGUAUCUACAUAAGGAAGGUGUUCAUGACUCCGUCAGCUGAGGAGCUGUGUAUAGAUGAUCUAACUGUGUUUGUGUUUACUCCUGAAUCUGGCGGGAAUCUGCUCACCAGGGCUGCUUUGUUAUACGGCAGAAAAAUGUCUAAAUAGCUGUAUUAAAUCGCAAGCCCAGUGAAUUAUGCAACAUUUCUCCACUUUAUCUUGUAGGUGCAUGGCUUGGAAGCUGUUGGUUAUUUUUAAAUGAUUAUUAAUGACACAAGCCAGUGUGGUGUUAAUCAUUCCUUCUCUGUCCCCCUUAUAGCUGUUUAAAAGUGACGUUUGAAGUAAAAUAGUACAUGUACAAUUUUGCGUAUAUUUACAGAAUUAUCCCUAUCUGUAUCUGUUUUAUUGUUAAAUAGAUAAAGUGGUAUAUUAUGCAUCUCUUCCCGCCUUUGUCGUUUAAAGCAGAGCAAGGGAUCUUUUAUUGAUUAUUACACACAUAAACCUGCGUGUCAUUUGUCAUAUUAGUGUUUUCUUGCGGUUUUGUGCGUGUUUGUAUGCGGGUGCAUGUGCAUUUCAAGUGAAUAUGUGCUAUUUAUUAAACCUAUUUGCUGAUUUCUUUCUCAAAGCGCGCCUUUUUUACACAAUCGAAGCAAACCGGUCACAUAUUUGUGUAGAACACAAAACGGCGUUUGAAAGUUCCCGCGAUCCGCAGAUGACGUUAGGGGUUCUGAUUGGCUGCUAGCAUAAGAAAAUGUUAAAUAGCCGCUCGGAAGUUCGCUCUCAUUGGUCGGGCUGGAUCGAGCGCCAAGAACUGAAUAAAAAGGGAGCAGCUGGGAGAUUUUCUCAUUUAGUUUCAUCCCUACGCUUAGGAUUUUCUGCUCUGCGCUGUCUUUUAUUUCUUAGCCUUUCACUCUUUGCUUUACUUUCUACCCUUUUUCGUGUUUUUACAGCGAGAACUUUUUAUCUUUUCUCAAAAUAGACAAUGCUGUCCACUCGCUCUCCCCUCAAAGCCAAGAACGAAAACGGCGUUUCAACAAAAAUGGACUCCCUGUCGCUGGUUGAUAAAGAAAACACGCCCCCAAGUAUGAGCACUUCAAGGAUCCUGGCCUCUAAAACGGCGCGCAAAAUCUUCGCUGACUCUGAGGAGCAAUCCAAACCCAAGAAUGAGAGCGUGGGGGAAGAGCCCCUUCUGAAGGAGAACCCACGCCGCUUUGUCAUCUUUCCCAUUCAGUACCAUGAUAUCUGGCAGAUGUACAAGAAGGCAGAAGCUUCUUUCUGGACAGCUGAAGAGGUUGAUCUGUCCAAAGACCUUCAGCACUGGGAGUCUCUGAAAGAUGAGGAGAGAUACUUCAUCUCUCACGUGCUGGCAUUCUUUGCUGCAAGUGAUGGCAUAGUCAAUGAAAACUUGGUGGAGCGCUUCAUGCAGGAGGUGCAAGUGACAGAGGCACGUUGCUUCUAUGGCUUCCAAAUUGCCAUGGAGAACAUUCACUCAGAGAUGUACAGCUUGCUUAUUGACACAUAUAUCAAAGAUCCCAAAGAGAGGGAAUACCUAUUCAAUGCCAUUGAGACUCUUCCAUGUGUGAAGAAGAAGGCUGACUGGGCCCUCAACUGGAUUGGCAACAAGGAUGCUAAUUAUGGUGAGAGAGUGGUGGCCUUUGCUGCUGUGGAGGGAAUCUUUUUCUCUGGUUCUUUUGCUGCUAUCUUCUGGCUAAAGAAGAGGGGCCUCAUGCCUGGGCUCACGUUCUCCAAUGAGCUUAUCAGCAGAGAUGAGGGUCUUCACUGUGACUUCGCCUGCUUAAUGUUCAAGCACUUGGUGAAUAAACCUUCUGAAAGAACAGUCAAGAAAAUUAUAAUGAAUGCUGUUCAGAUUGAACAGGAGUUCCUGACUCAGGCUUUGCCUGUUAAGCUGAUUGGCAUGAACUGUGAUUUAAUGAAGCAGUACAUUGAAUUUGUGGCUGACAGACUGAUGCUGGAGUUGGGUUUCAACAAGAUUUACAAAGUAGAGAACCCCUUUGACUUCAUGGAAAACAUUUCCUUGGAGGGGAAAACCAACUUCUUUGAGAAGCGAGUAGGAGAGUACCAGAGGAUGGGGGUCAUGUCUGGACCCACAGACAACACCUUCAGGCUUGAUGCGGACUUCUAAACUUGAAUGGAAAGUGAAUGGACGCUUGUAAAUCUAACACUUGAAGAGGUGAUGGUCCACAGAGCACCUCAGUUUCUUACCAACAUUGUCACUUGUCAGGACUGCUGGAACAUCAUGACUGCUGAUGGACUUCGCAGUGUAGAUGUUCUGUUAAGCAUGUGGUUGGUUGUUUUUAAAAAGCUUUUGGAAUGUGUAAAUUCCAAAUGCAGUAAAGCUUUUAUAUAUUUUUUUCCCCCUUUUUUUAUUGUAACUUUCUACAAAUGGUGCUGAUUAAUUUAUAGCUUGUACAAACAGCCUUUCCUGCUUUAAAUACUGCUUUCUUAAUGCCUGACCUUCCAGCCUUGCUUUCGUCUUGAUGCUGUUAAAGAUGUAAAUAAAUUUUUCAUGGAA